This is a messenger RNA of Cadophora gregata, 1499 nucleotides long. RefSeq lists its product as uncharacterized. The coding region runs from base 407 to 1417 and encodes 336 amino acids. The transcript has 4 exons. Lineage: Eukaryota; Fungi; Ascomycota; Leotiomycetes; Helotiales; Ploettnerulaceae. The record is from RefSeq and is a predicted model, not a curated record.
ACUGUAUACGGAAAAAAAUCUCACUUUCUUGAUCAUCACACCAUCUUCCUAUCUCGGUAUAUCAAUCAACAUUUCAUUGGCUGCCCCGUGGGUGCCACAUUCUAAAGGCUUGGCUCUCCCGCAAUGUGACCCAAGUAUUGGGUUAAGUGGCUCAGCCUUGUUGAUCUUGGACGUAACGCUCGUCUUACGUAGAGACGCCGAAUAGAAUGGCAUACGAGAUACCACUGAGCGAUACCUGGUGAUUUAAUACUUAAUAAAUCAAUCCCGCUUAAAAUGAGGCAUUUUAUUUCCUGACUCCAUUUGAAUUCGAGCGGGUUGGUUGUUUAUUCGGUUGAUAACCAGUACUCUCUCCAAAUUUAGACAAACGUAAGGAAACACUCAGCACAAAUCUUUCAAGUUUCUUGUCAUGAAAUAUUCUGCAACAUUCCAACUGCUUGCAGCAGCAUCUCUUUUUGGCUCAUCUGGAGCACAAAAUGAUACCCAGCAACCAGGAGACAGCUGUCAAGGAAUGCAAAGAAACAACGACUGGUUCCCAAACGCCAUUUACAAUGCCUCAGACUCAGUCUCUGUCCCAGGCUUCAGAGUAAACGACACCUACCCAGAGUCAACUUGGACUUGGACUAGAUACGUCAAUUGGCACUCGACAUUCAAUGAUCGCCGGGCCAUCGCACAAACCAUUACUCUUCAGACCGAUCCCAUCCAAAACCUCACCGACGCCUCCGCUCUCCCCUACACAGGCUGCGUCGUCGUCUUCAGCGACCUCGGCAGCAACUCCAACUACAAAAACGAAGGCUCGUCCGAAAACGGCUCCUGCAACACCAUUCUCACAUCCGAAUGCCGCACCCACCUCCUCAAUACCGUAACCACCAACGCAGCCUCUCUAUCCGGCCAAAUCUCAGGAAGUCGCAGCAGCUUCUCAUGUCUGGAACUCUUCGGCGCCGGCGGGAGUCCGAACAGUGAUGGACCAUGUGAGGGCCAAUGGAGCGAAACGCUCUCGAGCCAGUUCCUUCCGAAUAACUUUACUGAUCGGACGAAUGUUGCUGAGCCAGGCUGUCCGGUGACAAAUGUGGGGAACUCGACUCUUGAGGAUGGGGUGUUCUUCAGCUGGUUGCAGCCUGGUACGCAGGUUAAUAACUUCACAUUGUAUGAUCGUGCGGUGCUGAAUGCGUUGCCGGUUUUGACGGUGGCGUGGCUGAAGGCUACGGGUGGUGAGACGGGGAAUCAGGUUGUGGUUCAGGGUGAAGGGGGUGCUUGGUUGGAUGCGAGGUUGAUGUGUAUUACAGCGAACCAGACGCAGCCUGGGAGUAGAAACUUGAUAGAAGUGGAGAGUGAUGAAAGUGGUGCGGUGAAGAUGGCUGGUAGUUGGACUUUGAUGAGUGCGGUUGCGCUGAGUGUUGCCAUUGGAUUGGUGAUAUAGGUAGACUUUGGCGUGGAGAUGCCGUGUCAUAUUGGAAGUUACCUAAAUGAUAUUGAACAUCAUUCAAUUCGACGAGAAGGAC